Messenger RNA from Blepharisma stoltei, 816 nucleotides. The record is from the annotation of a GenBank genome assembly. NCBI's taxonomy places the organism in Eukaryota, Ciliophora, Heterotrichea, Heterotrichida, Blepharismidae.
AUGGAAACUCGAGCUUUAAGCAACACUAGUGCCGCUCCUAAAUCCACGUCUGAUAAGCAUCAGCUUAAAUUAAUACACUCUUUUAUGAAGAAAGUCAAUUACAUUCAUCCACUUCUGGUUCCAACAUUAAACGAACUUGGUCUUUCCCCGAAUGAGUUACAACCUAAACCAAUUGAGGAAUUUUCUGAUAAAAACUCAACAAUGGAGGUUCAAAUGCUCCGUUAUAGCCAUUAUGAAGCUCGCCGUCAAGCUAAAAUUGAAAUCUUAUCGAAUACCUUAUUUUCAAAAGGACUGUUUGCUCACAAAUUUGAUAGUGCAACUAACUCCCCAGACGAUUCAAGAGUAAGCACGAAUUCCCCUUCUCCAUUAAGAAUUAAGCGUAGUCUUAGUGUUAUUCAUAAAGAGCCAGAUGUUACUCCCCGUUACCCAAUUAGCCCUUUAACUACUACCCAGCGUCAAGUUUUGCUGCAACAGCAAAAAUUAGACAGAUUUCUAAGAGUUCAAAAUAACCAAAAAUACCUUCGAGUAAACAAAGAAAAAGAAAUAAUAAGCAAAGAAAUCAGGCAAGAAAUGAAGCUUAAAAAGCUAGAAGAAGAUAAAGCAUUAAAAGAGGCUGAAAGAAAGCAAAAAAUCCAAGAAAAUAAUAUGAAAAGGCAAGAGAAAUUGAAAAGAAAAUAUGUAGUAAGAAAGAAAUAGGAAAUACAAGAAAAUGAAACCAAAGCUUUAAUGUUGGAAGAAGUUAUUAAUGAAGCUAGUGAUGAGAGAUCAAAAUCUUCGCUGACAGCUAGAGCAUCAUCAAGAAGAAUGAAUGAGUAA